AUUUGCUUCUGUGGGAAAUUUGAGCACCCAAAACAGGACAGCUACACCACAUAUUAUGUUUGAGUCAAAACCACUCCAAAAUGUGUAGGAAUUUACCAUCAAAAGAAAUACGAUGAAGACUGUAAACAGCAGCUCUAUCGUCUUUCCCAGUAGAGGGUGCGAAGAGAGAAGACUUAGUCAGUCAUGGACACCGUAAACAUGAAUACAGGCUGUGGGAUGGGACCAGACUGCGUCUGGAAAGUGGGCUUUUAGAAAUACAAAUGAAUGUUAGAGCACGUUAUUGUUGUUAUUUGUGGUUGGUCUAGUAUUCGUAGUUUUUUUUCUUUUUCUUUUACUUGUUAAUUAACAAGUAAAAGACAAUUAAUUUUCAGUUAAUGACAGUUAAUUGUCAUUAACUGACAUUAACUGUCAUUAACGAGAAUUCUGCAGUUGCUAUGGAGUCUGAAGAUUAUACAAGAUUUGAUUCAGUUCAAACUGAUUCACCCCACAUUUAAACAUCUUUAGAAGUGUUUAAAACUUUGAACGAAAGUCGGCCAAACGUAGUCCAGAGAAAAAGCUGGAAUAUGAGGAGGGCUUCAACGUACGGGAAAGAUGUUGCUGGCAGUAAUAAACCAACAAUGAAGGAAGGAGAGAGAAGGCAAUCUCUACUGCCUAGUUCCUCAUCUGGAAUAAAUAGAUCCAAAGAGCAGCUAAGGCGACGAAGGAGAUCUUCAGGUUUUCUAUUCCAGCAGAAAUAUUCCAGUCCUCAAACUAGCACCAAAGGAAUACGGGUGUUUGAUUCUCAAGGGAGCGAUGUCACUCCUCUGCCCCUGGUUGCCGUUGUUGACGACCCGGACCCCAAAACACGUGAAAAAUCGUCUCUGGAGGAAGUCCUCUUCAAAAAAGGAUCAUCGAUUUUCAAGUCCUCUACACCCACUGAUGUGGUUUCGUCCAGGUUUGGCAGCUCAUUUACCAGCAAGCCCACGGAAUCUGGUGCUCUCUCAAGAAGCAGCAUAACCGACGAUAGUUUUUCUCUGCCCAGCACUGAUGCUGCUUAUGAAUUCCCACGGAAGCCUGUGGCUGAGGGAUUCGACAUCAUCCUCAGCGAGACGGACACCAUCUCGCUGCUGGACCUGCCCCCCACCCUCGUCUCAGAAGAUGCUGAGGACGCAGACGCGGUGAAACAGAGAAACCGCGACUACGCCGAGUUUUGCAGUAGUAAAAUGGGCAGUGAUAAUUUUUUCGAGCGAUCAUCUCAGACACUUGUCGGGGAGCAUAAAUGCAAAUACACCCAGACCGACACGAACAAAAGUGUAAACAAGGGCACAAUCGCUACUACCUGGGACAUAUAUGAUUCGUUCUCUAUGUCGACUGAAAAUAGGGAAACCAGGGAAUCUGAGCGGGUGGAUUAUCUCACGAGAACCAGGAAUAAGCAAGACGUUUCAGAAGUAACCAUGAGCAGGGAAACAGGCAGUGGCGUCAGCUCGGCGGCAGAGACGGACGCUGAUCUGUUCAUGUUAAAAACUGAGUCAAACUUGGAAAAGAUCCUGUCGUCGGAAGCUUUCAUGAAAAGCGUGUCGAUAAUGGAGAGAGUGAUAGUGCUGAACAUUUUUCAGCCUAAGCUGGCUGCCUUCAGAGGGCUGCCUGUCCUGAAAGACCCGGACAGCGAGGUCAGGCCUGGCUCAGAGGAACGGAUUACAGAGGAGAAAGGCCACUAUUUAACACCAACCUUGGAGCCUCUCUGGACCUUCGUCAGCCCCCUGACCAGAGGACACAACAUCACCUGCAUGACAUGGAACAAGAAGAACCCAGACAUCCUGGCCGUAGGCUACGUAGGCGGGUCUUCAGGCAACCCACAACCAGGCCUCAUUUGCUGCUGGUCUCUAAAAAACCUUGUGUGGUCGGAGCGAGUGUUUUCCUGCCAUAGCAGUGUGACGUGCCUGGAGUUUUCUUCCAGCAACCCCAGUCAUCUGGCCAUAGGGAUGUACGACGGCUCCGUCGCCAUCUACAAUGUUCAGGUCGGAGACGACACGGCAUGCAUCGCCAACAGCCGUGACUGUGCUAAGAGGCACACGCAACCGGUGUGGCAGGUCACCUGGACCAAACAACAGCUGCAGCUAUCGGGGGAAGAACGAGAAGAAGUCCUAGUGUCGGUAUCAGGAGAUGGCAGGAUUACCAAGUGGCUCAUCCUGCACAAUGAUUUCAACUGCGUAGACUUGAUGAUCUUGAAAAGAUCAUCAGGUCGUAAACAGAGCAUCGGAGGAGGCCAGUCGAAGACUGAAAAUGUGCUGCUUCCACUGACCACUGUUCUUUGCAUUGACUUCCAUCCAGACGACACUGGGAUCUAUGUGAUCGGAACGUGGGACGGCAGCAUGCACAAGUGCUCUCUGUCCAACAGCGAUCAUUUUCUGGACACAUACUGUAAACACCCUUCCCCAGUGACGCAUAUCGAGUGGUCGCCUAUUUAUUCAGACGUGUUCCUGAGCACCUCUUCAGACGGGACGAUUCAGCUGUGGAAGGUGGACACGCUGAACCCCAAAAUGAGCUUCACGUCGGUGCAGAGCAUAGUGGACAGCGUCAAGUGGUCCCCAAACUGCGGCACGGUGUUUGCAGCCAUCUACAGGCACCGUGUGGAGGUCUGGGACCUCUGCCAAAGCAUCAUGCGGCCCACUUUGGUACACCACGCCGAGCCCGGCGUGACGCUGUCGUCCUUGCUGUUUGCCAAAGGCUCAGACAGCAUUUUGGUUGGGGACAGUCGGGGUGAGGUGACUGUGUACAAACUCAAAAACUUCAGAGUCGGGAAACCAAAAAAGGUGUGCGAUCUGUAUGAGGUCAUGGCAUCUGUCGGCGGGUACGUUGACUGAAGAACCGCCAAGUAGAAACGGAAUCUAGUUAUUACUUCAAAUAUGUGGCGUUUGUUGUCAUUGAAAGACAGGCUUUUCUUAUUAAAACUUACAGAGGUUUGUGUUGUCAAAUGUUAAAUUGAAGAUAAAAAGGCACAAAAUAAACAGAUCAUUUAACAGUUUCA
Poecilia latipinna (sailfin molly) is the source of this 3007-nucleotide messenger RNA. RefSeq names its product WD repeat-containing protein 78-like. Bases 564 to 2843 code for a protein of 759 amino acids. The transcript is spliced from 18 exons. Gene Ontology annotation, cellular component: axonemal dynein complex. Gene Ontology annotation, biological process: cilium movement. Gene Ontology annotation, molecular function: dynein heavy chain binding; dynein light chain binding. The record is from RefSeq and is a predicted model, not a curated record. NCBI's taxonomy places the organism in Eukaryota, Metazoa, Chordata, Actinopteri, Cyprinodontiformes, Poeciliidae.